AUGGUCGACGGUGGCAGUGAGGCGGCGGCGGAGAGUAAUUCGAGGUGGACACCGACGAAGGAACAGAUAAGCAUGCUUGAGUGUCUCUACAAGCAAGGGAUUAGAACUCCGACGACGGAUCAGAUUCAAGAAAUCACGAAAAGGCUCAAAACCAUAGGCAACAUAGAGGGCAAGAAUGUGUUCUAUUGGUUCCAAAAUCACAAAGCCCGACUAAGACAGAAGCAGAAACAACAGCAGCAGCACCACCAUCGUCUCACUUACUUCCGACGCCAGCUUCUUCUUCACAAUCAUCCUCUUCCUCCUACAAACUACAAAUAUGUUAUGCAAGUGAAUGAUUUUGGAAUGAACAAGUUUGCAAUUCCCUCCCAAUGCACAAGUUUGAACAUGAAUAAUACUAUUAAUAGCAGCACCACUACCAACUUGAGAAGUAGAAGAAGAAGUACUGUUGAAGUUUUGCCCUUGUUCCCACUUGAACCUAGCGGCACCUUGAGAGAGAGAUCAACCGUCACCACCGCCCCCGCCGCCGCGGCAACAAUAUCACCACCGGAGGAGAAACCCUACUUUGAUUUCUUCAACAUGAAGGGAUCAUCUAGCUAG
Molecule: messenger RNA, 597 nt
Organism: Impatiens glandulifera
Lineage: Eukaryota; Viridiplantae; Streptophyta; Magnoliopsida; Ericales; Balsaminaceae
Product: WUSCHEL-related homeobox 2-like
Exons: 2
Coding region: 1-597 (198 amino acids)
Biological process (GO): plant organ development
Molecular function (GO): DNA binding; DNA-binding transcription factor activity
Source: RefSeq, a predicted model, not a curated record